Molecule: messenger RNA, 636 nt
Organism: Acinonyx jubatus (cheetah)
Lineage: Eukaryota; Metazoa; Chordata; Mammalia; Carnivora; Felidae
Product: keratin-associated protein 19-4-like
Exons: 1
Coding region: 297-488 (63 amino acids)
Source: RefSeq, a predicted model, not a curated record
UGGCUAGAGGAUUUUAUGGAUGACAGUCAUAUCUCAUGCAUGGUCUUUGAAGGUACCACAAUCAUUGUCAACAUAGGGAGUAUUUCAUUGGAAUCUGUGAAAACUGUCUUCAAUUAGAAAACAAAGAAAUUAAUGAGUCUGUUUUUCAUGCUACUCAGGCCAUGGAAUGAGGAUUAUGCAAGUUUGUUUUUAUUGCCACAUCUAUUUUGGAGGUAUAAGAGUCCCUGGGCAGAUGGCAACAUUCAUACUUGGGAAACACACCCAAGUACCAAACAGAAACCCCAGCUCCUGACACUAUGAGAUCCUACUACGGCAAUGACUAUGGUGGCCUGGGCUAUAGAUGUGGAGGCCUGGGUUAUGGCUAUGGCCUAGGCUGUGGCUGUGGUUGUGGUGGCUUUAGAGGCCUAGGGUGUGGCUGGGGAGGCCACAGAUAUGGCUGGUGCCGCCCAUCGUGCUAUGGAGGAUAUGGAUUCUCCAGCUUUUAUUGAAAAGGAAAAAGACUGGUGUUUUGGGACUUUAGAACCUUACAAUCACCCUACUGCUAAUUCUUUCACGUCUUUGUAUUUCCGUCGGAUUCCAGAUACUGCUCUGGCCAUCUGGCCACAUGUACAGUGAAGACGAUCAAAACUCACACUG